Molecule: messenger RNA, 3914 nt
Organism: Enhydra lutris kenyoni (northern sea otter)
Lineage: Eukaryota; Metazoa; Chordata; Mammalia; Carnivora; Mustelidae
Product: tyrosine-protein kinase Blk
Exons: 10
Coding region: 1379-2818 (479 amino acids)
Biological process (GO): cell differentiation; protein phosphorylation; cell surface receptor protein tyrosine kinase signaling pathway
Cellular component (GO): extrinsic component of cytoplasmic side of plasma membrane
Molecular function (GO): signaling receptor binding; ATP binding; non-membrane spanning protein tyrosine kinase activity
Source: RefSeq, a predicted model, not a curated record
AGAGGCUUUAACCUAGUGAGCCACCCAGGUGCCCCCAAAACCAAGUUUUCAAAGAUUCUAACUCAGUCAACUGACUGAGGGCAAGGGCCGAUGGGUCUGAGUAUUCCCUCCUGCCCUGAGUCUGUUCCGAGAAAGAUAGAAAGCACUAUCUUUCUCCCCAACUUCCCCACUUUGCAAAGCUGCUGCUGGCCUUCUGACCACUCAUGCCACCCUCCCUCACCCCGUCUCUGCUGGUGGGUAGGACAGUGGGGGAUCGUGUAAUGAGUGACCAUGGCCCUCCUGGGUCAGGGGUUUGGAGCCUGGGGAGCGGGUGUGGCUCACAGGAUGGUCGCUUCCUUCAGAACUGGCUUGCAGGAGCAUGAGGAGCUCUGACAGCCUGGGUCCCUCAUGGCCUCACCCGGCAUGCACUGAGCAAACAGUACCUACUCUGUCCAAAUACUGGGGAGGCUAUAAAAUUGAAUAAGACGUGGCUCCUCAACCUGAGAGAGCUCAGAGUCUGUCAAGCUCCCAAACAAAGUGCUGAAACCAGAUGUUUCUCAUCCUGGUGUUUCUCAUCCUGCUGGGACUCACGAUUGAUUACCACAAGGCUCGUCCUUCAUUUCCUACUUGUGGGGGAGGGGUGGCGGUUCACAGCCCCAGCAAGGAAGCCCUAGGGAAAGCAAUAAACUAACUUCCUUCGAUGCAAAGACUUGAAUCUUAGAACUGGAGGUGGGGGGCAUCGUCAUCUAUUCCAAUCCCCUCUUCCCCCCAUGGGGAGGUGACUAGCCGUCACACCACACAUCGGUGACAAAGCUGAGUCAUCCGCUCCCAGGUGAUCAAAGUGGUCUCCAAGUGACCUUUUCCAGUGGCUCUUGGCUCUCCAGAGCUGGCAGAAAAGCCCUCCUUACUCGCAGUGGCCAUUUGGAUGUCCAUUCCUGGGACUAGCAGCAAGUCAGGGUACCACCUGCCAGGAGCACAAGGCCACAGUUACAGGUCAAGGUUAUAGCAGCCACGUUCCCAAGACCACUACCCUCUUUGGAAUAGAGGUAGGAAGGGGCAGUUGAGGAAGGGGAAGAGAAGGGAAGCUGAUGUGACUUUGAGGCAAUAAGGAAUCAGCCAACGCUCAUUCCCAAACUUGGGAUGGCAGCCUUCAGCCCAGUGCAGCCAAUCUCUCUAAAUCUUUGGGCUAGCUACUCCCUGAGAGGGUAGCUCUGGCCAGGCCUUAGGGCUUUGAUGUGGAGACCAGAAGGGAUGACAGGGUGGACUCUAGGGGCAGCCUGUCCUUAUUCCCGGCAGCAAAGUUAGAACGUCAGUCUGGUAGACAGGAGAUCCCCUGCUGCCUCGGUGAGCGAGAAAGCACACCACAGUUUCCCCUCUGUCCCUGUGUCCUCCUGACCUCAUGGCAGCCAGAAAUGGCCCACAACACAGACUCACCCAGCCCCUGCCCUCACUCUACUGGGCCCAAGCGGUGCACAUCUCUUCCUUGUUCCCUCUAGAGGAGCACUUCGUGGUGGCCCUGUAUGACUACAGCUCAGUGAAUGACAGGGACCUGCAGAUCCUGAAGGGGGAGAAGCUAAAGAUACUGAAGGAAGUUGGAGACUGGUGGUUGGCCAGGUCUCUCAUCACUGGAAGAGAAGGCUAUGUGCCCAGCAACUUUGUGGCCCGAGUGGAGACCUUGGAAGUAGAAAAAUGGUUCUUUAGAUCAAUUAGCCGGAAAGAUGCUGAGAGGCAGCUUCUGGCUCCAAUCAAUAAGGCGGGCUCCUUUCUUAUCAGAGAGAGUGAAACCAACAAAGGUGCCUUUUCCUUGACUGUGAAGGAUGUGACCACCCAGGGGGAGAUGAUCAAACACUACAAGAUCCGCUCCCUGGAUGAAGGGGGCUAUUACAUCUCCCCCCGCAUCACCUUCCCUACACUCCAGGCUUUGGUGCAACAUUAUUCUCAGAAAGGGGAUGGUUUAUGCCAGAGGCUGACCCAACCCUGUGUGAGCCUGGCUCCUCAAAACCCCUGGGCCCAGGAUGAAUGGGAAAUCCCCCGGCAGUCUCUCAAGCUGGUCAGGAAACUCGGGUCUGGGCAGUUUGGCGAUGUCUGGAUGGGUUAUUACAAGAACAAUGUGAAAGUGGCCAUCAAGACCUUAAAGGAGGGAACCAUGUCUCCGGAGGCCUUCCUGGCAGAGGCCAACAUGAUGAAAACUCUCCAGCAUGAGAGGCUAGUUCGUCUCUACGCCGUGGUCACCAAGGAACCCAUUUACAUCGUGACCGAGUACAUGGCCAGAGGAUGCUUGCUGGAUUUCCUGAAGACGGAUGAAGGUAGCAGAUUGUCCCUCCCCAGACUGAUCGACAUGUCAGCCCAGAUUGCUGAAGGAAUGGCGUACAUCGAGCAAAUGAAUUCGAUCCACCGCGACCUGAGGGCAGCCAACAUCCUGGUGUCUGAGACCCAGUGCUGCAAGAUCGCGGACUUCGGCUUGGCCCGCAUCAUUGACAGUGAAUACACCGCUCAAGAAGGCGCCAAGUUCCCCAUCAAGUGGACUGCCCCAGAGGCCAUCCAUUUUGGGGUGUUCACCAUCAAAGCGGAUGUGUGGUCAUUUGGAAUCCUCCUGAUGGAAAUCGUCACUUACGGGCGUGUACCCUAUCCAGGAAUGAGCAACCCCGAAGUCAUCCGCAGCCUGGAGCGCGGCUACCGCAUGCCGCGGCCCGACUCGUGCCCACCAGAGCUGUACCGCGGUGUCAUCGCUGAGUGCUGGCGGAGCAGGCCAGAGGAGCGGCCCACCUUUGAGUUCCUGCAGUCAGUGCUCGAGGACUUCCACACGGCCACGGAGCAGCAGUACGAGCUGCAGCCCUAGGCCCUGGCGCAGGGACACGCGUCCGGAGCCCGAGAGGCCCGGGGUUGGCUUACACAUGCGACCCAUCCUGUAGAACUGACCAGGCAUGUUCACCUCGCAGCUUUUAUUCCAGCCCCAGUCAGCCUGGAAAGGCAGGGAGGAAUUGGUACGCCCAUUUCUCAGAUGAGGAAAGUAGAAGUAGAGGUGGCCUGACGGGUGGAUCACACAGCACGGACUCUGGACAUCCAGUGGCAGUCCCACCCUUCUCUGGCUGUGUGACCUUGGGUGAGUCACUCAGCCUCUCCGUUCCUCCGCUGUCUUACUUGUACAAUGAGGGAAGAACCAUGAUAGUACCUACCUCGUACGUUCCUCAAGAGGAUUACAUUCGUUAACCCCAGUAAGAUGUUAAGAAUAGUGCCUGGCAAACGCCUGGCACACCGUUAAACGUUUGGCAUCGUGUAACAACCCUGAGCUGGCGCCAAAAGCAAGAAGUCGGCUACAGGUGACUGGGGAGUUCCGCUGCUCCCACCUGCGCCGUCCGCGCCCCUGUCCUGCUCGCUCUCUGCUACCCCAGAAGCAGGACUGGGUCCUCUGAGAUGUCCGUUCAGAGAAGCGUCCAGCACUUUGGGGACUUUUCCAUAAUAAAGUCACGAGAUCUGACCUUCGCCGUGUCGUUACUUGGGACAAGCCUGGACCUCGCUACGUGGCACAGGUGGUUUGAAUGAGUGACGCGGUGAGGGACUCGCGGAUUCGUGGAAACCGAGCCCAAGCCUCAAGGACAACACCGCAGACCCAAGGGUCAUUGCCUUUUAGGGGAGGCUUGAGCGGGCCCGGCAGGUGGCGCCCUCACCUCAGAAAUCCCUGGGCUUCUGGUCUGAGUCCAGGACCCUUUGCUGAGGACUGACAGUGGGAGGGUGCGAGCCGCACUUGUUGGGGGUGCGUGCACGGGGGGGGGCAAGCGCCCUGGGCUCUGAGUCCUGCGACCAGGUGCAGCAACGAUGUGCGGACGAUGAUGGGAUGGUAACACCAGAGAACAUUCAAGGCUUCACACUGUUCAGGAAGCUCCCUAUUUGUCAUGGGGUUUUUUGUUUGUUUGUUUUUAUUUAUAAUAGAUUUA